Messenger RNA from Cyphellophora attinorum, 1215 nucleotides. Its product is annotated as putative epoxide hydrolase. The coding region runs from base 1 to 1215 and encodes 404 amino acids. Gene Ontology annotation, molecular function: epoxide hydrolase activity. The transcript has 4 exons. NCBI's taxonomy places the organism in Eukaryota, Fungi, Ascomycota, Eurotiomycetes, Chaetothyriales, Cyphellophoraceae. Gene Ontology annotation, biological process: epoxide metabolic process. The record is from RefSeq and is a predicted model, not a curated record.
AUGGCAGCCAAACCCUUCUCACUGAUUCCCGAAUCAGCUCGUGGGGAGUUCAUUCCCUUCGAGGUCGAUGUACCUGCGAGCGAGCUCGACGAUCUGACGCUCCUAAUCAAGAGAUCGCGUGUCAACAGAACGACGUUCGAGAACACUCUUGUCGACGGUCAUUUGGGUGUCAAGCGCGAAUGGCUGGUUGAAGCGCUAUCGCAUUGGACAGAUAAAUUUGCCUGGCGAAAGCAUGAAACGUACAUCAACUCAUUCCCUGCGUACCAUGCAAAGAUCACCGACGAUGAUGGGAGAAAAUACAACAUACACUUCGUUGGCCUUUUCUCCAAGCGAAAGGACGCCAUCCCUAUUUUCCUUCUUCAUGGCUGGCCAGGCAGCUUCCUUGAGUUCCUCCCCAUGCUCGACAUUCUGAGAAACCGCUACUCGGAGCAGGACCUUCCCUAUCACCUCAUCGCCCCGUCUAUGCCAGGCUACGCAUUCUCAUCCCCUCCGCCCACCGACAAGGACUUCUACCUCAGCGACAUCGCAAGACUGUUCAACAAGCUUGCCACGGAAAGCCUUGGCUUCAGGACGUAUAUCGUGCAAGGUGGUGAUAUCGGAAGCAAAGUCGGCCGAGUGAUGGCAGCCGAGCACAAGGCAUGCCAGGCCGUACACAUGAACUUCUGCAUCAUGCCCAAACCAGCCACCCUCCGACCUGGUGCAGUCAUCUCAGAGCAGGAACAGAUCGGACUGAAGCGCGCAGAUGCAUUCCACAGGCUCGGUUCAGCGUACGCUCUGGAGCAUGCCACGAAACCCAGCACCAUUGCGCUUGUGGUGGGCAGCAACCCGGUAUCGUUACUGGCCUGGAUCGGAGAGAAGUUUGUCGACUGGACUGAUGAGACACCCGACAUCGAUACAAUCCUCGAAUCGAUUUCGCUGUACUGGUUCACUGAUACCUUCGCGACGACGCUGUACCCCUAUCGGCAUCUCUUUACCCCAGGAGUGAUUGGCGCGCACGAGGAUCCGAAAUGGUAUGUGCACAAGCCAAUGGGGUUCUCGUGGUUUCCGAAAGAACUGGCACCUAUCCCUCGAGCAUGGGUCGAAACGACUGGAGAUCUUGUGUUCCAUCGGGAACACCAAAAGGGAGGCCACUUUGCAGCCGUGGAACAAACGGAAACUCUGCUGAAGGACUUGGAGGACUUUGUCGCUCAGGUGUGGAGAACAGGGCCCGCGUAG